Messenger RNA from Vigna angularis (adzuki bean), 4341 nucleotides. Its product is annotated as disease resistance protein At4g27190. Gene Ontology annotation, molecular function: ADP binding. The transcript is spliced from 9 exons. Lineage: Eukaryota; Viridiplantae; Streptophyta; Magnoliopsida; Fabales; Fabaceae. The record is from RefSeq and is a predicted model, not a curated record. Bases 1 to 4341 code for a protein of 1446 amino acids.
AUGAAUUUUGAUAGUAGAAAAGAUGCUUCUGAUCAACUUAUGGAAGCACUGAAAGAUGAUGGGGUUACAAUGAUUGGGUUAUACGGGAUGGGGGGCUGUGGUAAAACCACAUUAGCAAUGGAAGUUAAGAAGAUAGCACAAGCUGAGCACCUUUUUGACACAGUUAUUUUUGUUCUUGUGUCUAGUACAGUAGAAGUUUCAAGGAUUCAAGACAAAAUUGCAAGUUCAUUGCAGUAUCCAUUUCCAGAAAGCCAAGAAAUGGAAAGAGCCCAACGCUUGUGCAUGAGAUUAACCGAGAAAAAAAAAAUUCUUAUGAUUCUAGAUGAUGUGUGGGAACCACUUGAUUUUGGUCGCAUAGGGAUUCCCCUCUCUGAAUACCAUAAAGGCCGCAAGAUUCUCAUUACCACUCGAUCUGAAGAAGUUUGUAUUUCAAUGGAUUGUCAAAAAAAGAUUUAUCUACCCAUCUUAAGUGAUGACGAAGCAUUGUCUCUCUUCCAAGAGAAAGCACUUAAGUCGAAAGACACUCCUGAAAACAUAAAGCGUUUGGCAAUAUCAAUAUCAAAAGAAUGUAAAGGAUUGCCUAUUGCCAUUGUAGCUGUUGCUAGUAGCUUGAAGGGAAAACAAGAGGUCCUAUGGCAUGCUGCGUUGAAUAAAUUGAGAAGUUCUAAGCCGAUCAAUAUUAGUAUGGGUUUGCCAAAUCCCUAUAUGUGUCUAAAGUUGAGCUACGAUAAUCUAGAUACUGAAGAAGCUAGAUCACUUUUCCUAUUGUGUUCUGUAUUCCCCGAAGAUUAUGAGAUUCCAGUGGAAUGUUUAAUAAGAUGUGCAAUAGGGUUAGGUGUGGCUAGAGUAGUUGAAACAUAUGAAGCGACAAGGAUUGAACUGACUGAACCCAAAAUCAAGCUUGUAAGUUCUUGUUUAUUGUUGGAGGCGGAUGAUAAACAUGUCAAAAUGCAUGACUUGGUUCGUGAUGUAGCCCAUGGGAUAGCAAAGAAUGAAAAUAAGAUCAUCAAGUGUGAAGUGGAAAAGGAUGUAAGUUUGGAGCAAGGUUCGAUAAGAUAUCUAUGGUGUGUGAAAUUUCCAGAUGAUGUGGAUUGUUCCAAUCUUGAAUUUUUAACUAUACAAACAAAAUCAGAACUAUCUGAUGGAAUUUUUGAAAGAAUGGGAAAACUUAGAGUUUUGAUUAUUACCAAUAAAAACGACGAUAGGUUGCAGUUGUCAACAACGUCUUUCAAAUCAUUAACAAAUCUCCAUUGUCUGAUCCUUCAACAAUGGAAUUUGAGAGACAUUUCAUUUGUGAGAGAUAUGAAGAAACUGCAAAGUCUUUCGUUUCAUGGUUGUUCAUUGCCUUCAUUCCUUGACUUGCAAACUGAUGUUGCACUCACAACACUUACAGACUUGAAGUUGUUAGAGUUUAAAAGUUGUGACAUUGAAAGCAAUAUUUUUGAAGAGAUCAAAAGAAUCCCAUUUCUAGAAGAAUUGUAUAUUUUUAAAGACUACCGGAAUGAUCAAAAGGAAGAAAGUGUUAAAUUCUCUAACUCACUUAGUGUCCCUAAAAAGCUGCAAAGGUAUGGAAUUAUAUUAGAAUAUGAUUUUCAUACUUAUUAUAGAUUUCUAGAGUUUUUCACUUGUGAGAGAACUUUAGGAAUUAAUUAUUUUGACAUAUCAAAUGAGGUUGUUAAAGGUUUGGCCAAAAAAGUAAAAGAGUUAUUUGUAGGAAAUAUUAAGGGAGGUGCAAAAAAUAUGAUGCCUGAUAUAUUUGAAAUUGAAGAUGGUAUGAAUGAGUUGAAAGAUCUGACGAUAUAUGAUUGUGAAGAAAUAGAGUGUUUGAUUGACACUAGCAAUCAUUUAAGUAAGAUGGAAAAUAUUUUUUCCAAGUUACGUUAUAUGCAGAUCAGGGACAUGAAUCAUCUAAAAACUUUAUGGCAUGGUUGUCUACCUGCCAAUGGGUCUUUUGAAAAAUUAGAGAAACUAUCUAUAUUUGAUUGUGAACAAUUAACAUGUCUCUUCACAAUUGACAAAACAAAGGAAAAUGAAGAUCAAUUUACAAUUGGGCAUUCCAUGCAAUUCAAAAUUUUCCAGAAUCUUCAAGAAGUGAUUAUAAUUGGAUGUAAAGAAUUAAAACAUGUAUUCACAGCCAAUAAUAUCACAGGAGGCCUAACUCAAUUGAAAAAACUUGUAAUUGGAGAUUGCAAUAUGUUAGAACAAAUAAUUGAGGAAGUUCUUCCACCAGCACACUGCGAAGAAACAAACGAAAUUGUGAGCAAUAGCUCAGGAUCGUUUUCUCUGUCUAACCUUGAAUUCCUUGAAAUAUAUUCAUGUUCAAUGCUGGAUUCAUUGUUUACAACAUCUGUAGCUAAGACCUUGACUUCAUUGGAAGAAUUGGAAAUAUGUAUCUGUGAUGGUUUGAAGCAUGUAGUUACUCCUGAAAGAGUGAAAAAAAAUAAAAAGGAAAACAUGGUUGAAGAUAAGCAUGAAUUCAAGAGUGAUCUUUCAAUGUUCUCAAGUUUGAAAAGGGUAACUAUUUGGCAUUGUAAUUCGAUGCAAGAUAUAUUCGCAAUGCCUUUUGUUGGAGGCGUGGUGAAUAUUCAGAAUCAUUUUCCCACUCAUCAAACUCUAAGCAUGAGCAAUGCCAACAAUGGAGAUUGGAUGAUGGGACAACAAGUCAGUUUAAAGUUAGAAUAUUUGAACUUGUUUGGUCUACCUAAAAUGACUCGUAUUUGGGUCAAUACCAAUAACUCAUUUACUCUCCAGCAUCUCAACUCAUUAAUAAUAAAAGAGUGUGAAAAAUUGGAAGUGAUAUUUCCUCAAUUUAUGCUACAAUCCUUACCAGAUUUGAGUCAUAUACGACUAAGAAAAUGCGAGGAAUUAAGACAGAUAAUUGAAGAGGAUUUGGAGGAUAAAAGGUUUAUUCAACCAUGCUUUCCCAAACUACAAUCAUUAUUUAUUGAAGAAUGCCAUAAGUUGAAAUGUUUCGCCUCUGUAUCUGCAUCCAAUGAUCUUUCCAACUUGAAGAUUCUAAUCAUAAAGGAAGCCACUGAACUACAAGAGUUUAUUGCAUGCGAAUACGAUGAGACUGGGAAGACCAAAGUUCAACUUCCACAAUUGAAAGUUAUAAUAUUUAUGCAUCUUUCAAAUUUUCACCAAGAGACUAUAUUUUCAAAUGUGAAGCAUCGCAUUAUCCGCAAUUGUCCAAAACUCUCUUUGACUUCAACAACUACUCCUCAAGAACUCCAACAAAAUCUUCAUUUGGAAGGUUUGGGAAACUCUAAAAUUUAUCGUAGGGUGAUUUCGCAACUAAUGUAUGAAAUAGAGAAAUUAGAUGAAGUUUCUACAAACAACAAUUCUACUGAGGUGCCUUCUUCACAGAUUAAAGAAGAAUCAGAUAAGAAAUUUAUCGAGAAAGAUUAUGGUUCAAAGGAAGUGGCUCCUGCAACUUCAAUAAAUUUAGAGGUGGAUGGAAAGUCUAAUUGUGAAACAUAUUCACAGGAGUUGGUCGGUGCAAAAUCAACCACUGGAUCAUACUUGACAGACCAACAAAACCCACUUGGACAAACUCAAAGUACCGUCAAAAUGACAUCAGACCCACAAGCUAUGGAGCAAAACUUUCCAGUCAUUUCUUCUCCAAACAUGACUCAGCGUACUCAUCAAACAGAGGCAAACAAUAUUGGAAAAACUACGACAUCAGAUAAACUUGCAAUACCGACUUCUGCUUUAGAGUUGGUGCACAAAGAAUCAAACAACGAAACAGGUUUUCCAUACCAACAUGCACUCGGAGAAACAAUGAAUAUUGAGGAAAUAGGAAGACAGAGGACCAAAGAUGGACCUCUAUCAGAGGAAGCUGCAAUUAAAACUCGUAAGCCAAACGAGGUUACUCGAGCUUCUACAGAUAUUCGUACAAGAUUGGAAGAGUGUAAGCAUUUUGCUGAUCUCAAUGAUUCACGAAUUUCUUUAUUAGUGGAGGCAAUAUCAGCAUAUCCACAUCUUUGGAAAGCUUGUGAGAAGUUUAGCGAUCGCUUUCAAGCUUUGAUGUUGAAAACAUUGACAGAUAUGUUGUUGUUUCUUCGAAGUGAAAGUGUUGGUAGUGUUAAUCCUGAUAAAGAAAAAGAGUUCCUUAAACUAUGUGAUGAAGCUGUUCAACUCGGAUUUGAGAAGUCGUGGGUUGAUGAAAUGCGUCAACGUGUUGUGGGAAGGGAUUCUAAGUUGGACCAUGCUAAGACGAGAAUUGGUGAUCUUCUUAAGAGACACGCUCAUUUAACUCAAGAACUAAACAAUAUGAAGAUAGAACUUGUGAGUCUCCAUGACUAUUUUGAUGUUCCUACAAAAUGUUUCGACUUUUUGUGA